Molecule: messenger RNA, 1083 nt
Organism: Populus nigra (black poplar)
Lineage: Eukaryota; Viridiplantae; Streptophyta; Magnoliopsida; Malpighiales; Salicaceae
Product: transcription repressor OFP13-like
Exons: 1
Biological process (GO): negative regulation of DNA-templated transcription
Source: RefSeq, a predicted model, not a curated record
AAUACACAACCAAGAAAGUGUACAUGUCCCCACCAGCCUCCCCUACUCGGCUAGUCCCCUUUCCCUCCCUCCUUCACUCUCCUCUCUGCAUUUCUCACCACUUGUUUAAAAUCUGCUCUCAUAACCCAGCUGCCUCUAUGAAUUACAAAUCCAUAAAGAAGCUCUACAAAGUUUUUCAUUUCUAACCGCCAAAGACCAUUUAAACGAAACUUACAUUUCUCUCUUAAGCACAUCGAUCUUAGGCAAAAAUUUAAAACAAACCAGCUGAUGGGCAAGAAAAUGAAGCUCCCUUUUCUCUCCAAGAUCAAUACAAACACAGAUCAAUCAAAAAGGCCUUUAUGGCCUUGGCCUACUUAUUGUCACCAACCAAGAACCCUCUCUUUUAGUUUUAGAACAAGUGAUGGCAUGUUCAAGACCAUCAACUCAGCUUUCUUAGAUGCUACUACCAAUGAUGUGGUGGACAGCACACCUGAGUCAUGGUUCACCAACUCUUGUGAAUCAGCUAGCUUCUCAACAGCAUCAGAUGAUCAGUCAGGAGCUGUUGACCCUAUAGAGACAGUAAUCAGAGGUUUAAGGUCAGAGAGGCUGUUCUUUGAACCAGGAGAGACUAAUUCAAUCUUGGAAGAAGCUAAGGCAUGUGAUGAGUUUCCAUUUAAAGAAACUGUGGUGCUGUCAAUGGAAUCUCAAGACCCUUAUUUGGAUUUCAAGAAGUCAAUGGAGGAGAUGGUUGAGGCUCAUGGUUUAACAGACUGGGAAGGUCUUGAAGAGCUUUUGUCUUGCUACUUGAAAGUGAAUGGAGAGAGCAAUCAUGGGUACAUCGUUAGUGCUUUUGUAGAUUUGCUUGUUGGUCUUGCUUUUGCUUCUUCUUCUUCCUCCUCUUCUUCUAUUAUUAGUACUAGCACUACUCAACAUCAUCAUGAUUUUUGUUCUUCUUCUCAUCAUUCUCCUUCUUCUCCUUUGUCUUUUUACACUUCUUCUACAUCUGAUGAUGAUUCUUCUUCUACUCCUUGCUGUGUAUCCUCAUUAGAAAAUGGGGCUGAUAUAAUUAGUCCAUGUUUAACUUCAUUAGAAGCUGAAAAUGGG